Molecule: messenger RNA, 1435 nt
Organism: Vombatus ursinus (common wombat)
Lineage: Eukaryota; Metazoa; Chordata; Mammalia; Diprotodontia; Vombatidae
Product: caspase-14-like
Exons: 7
Coding region: 80-1093 (337 amino acids)
Biological process (GO): proteolysis
Molecular function (GO): cysteine-type endopeptidase activity
Source: RefSeq, a predicted model, not a curated record
CGCCGCCCCCUAGCUCGGACCGUGUCCCCUCCCCGUCCCGCACCCUUCCCCAGCCGCCCCCGACGCUGCCCCCGCGGCCAUGGAGGCGCUCAGAGCCCGGGUGGAGAGCACGCUGGACGGCAUGACCCCGCCCGAGCUGAAGGAGUUCAAGUUCUACCUGAGGAACUCGGGGGAGGAGCCUAGGAUCACGAUGCACGACCUGGAUAGGGCCCCCACGACCUCGGCGCUGGCCGAUGUGCUGCUCAAGCGCUACGCCGUGUCCGGGACCCCCAGGGUCCUGGUCCGGGUGUUCCAGAGCAUGCGCCGGAACGACCUGGUAGCCGAGUGGGAAACCGCUUCAAGGAUGAAUUUGAAGAGACGGUAUGAAAAUGAUGGCCCUGACUUGGAACGCUAUAACAUGGAACAAACUCGUAAGGCUUUUGUGAUGUGUGUGAAAACAGGCAGACCAGGGGCCGAGCAGGAUCUAAAUAUGAUAACAAAUUGGCUUGAAGAGUGCAAGUUUGAAUGUACUUCAUGCAUGAAUCCUGAUGAAAAGGAGUUAAUGGAGAAAUUAAGAGAGUUUCGAGAUGGAAUAAAUGGAAUAAAAGAUGAUGUUAGCUGCUGCCUUGUUACUCUCAUGGCCCAUGGAGGAAAAGGUGUUAUCAAAACAGUAUUGGAUGAAAGAGUCAACUUAUCAGACAUUUUUGGAAUGUUCAACAAUGAAAACUGUCCAGCCCUUCAAAAGAAACCAAAAAUCUUUGUAAUCCAGGCUUGUAGAGGAGAUCGUAGAGAUGGUGGUGUUGUUCAAGCCGAUGAUGAACCGAUGGAACUGGAUGAUUCAGAGAAAAAGCGACUUCCCACAUUCAGUGAUUACUAUAUCAUCUAUCCCACCCAAGAAGCAGAUCACGUUGCUUUACGCCACCCAAAAGAUGGUUCUGUGAUGAUUCAAGCAAUAGAUGAAGUCUUUAGUCAACAUGGCAAGAAGUUGCAUAUUGCGGAUUUUUUUACUCAAGUAAACAACAGAGUGGUGCACACAGACUUUUACAUGAAUAAGAAUCCUAUAAAGGUAGUACUGGUUAUGGAGUCCACUCUCACCAAAGCGGUAUACUUUUGACACUUGGUGGAAAAAGUCGAGGAGGUGGAGGAUUUUCAAUAUAGAAUAACUUGUUUAUGCGUUAACAUUGUGUUUCACACCGUAAAAAACUCUGGCUCUUGCAUAUAUUGGUUGGAAUCUGGUGUGGAGAUUUCUAGGACUAGAAAUCCUAGAAGGCAGAAGUGAAUGAGAACAGAUGUGAACUACAGACAGAGGUCUCCCUACGGGAGUUCUUUCUGUCAAAAGAUGAAUUUAUCUAAUUAUUUUUAAAUUUAUUUUCAUGUUUCUAGGAUUUUUUAAAAAAAUGGUUUAUUUACUACUUGAACUUUUAAUUCCCUUUUAUUAAAAAAAAGUUAAAUCUUU